Messenger RNA from Tricharina praecox, 1314 nucleotides. RefSeq lists its product as uncharacterized. The transcript is spliced from 2 exons. NCBI's taxonomy places the organism in Eukaryota, Fungi, Ascomycota, Pezizomycetes, Pezizales, Pyronemataceae. The record is from RefSeq and is a predicted model, not a curated record. Bases 326 to 1177 code for a protein of 283 amino acids.
AGAGACGAAGAAACGAUAACGCCGAUAAGCAGUCAAUAUAAGAACUCGUUCGCGUCCACGCACCCAUGAUAUUGAUAUCCAGCUCGAGAGGUCGACGGAGCCCUUCCUCCCCUUCACACGACCAACCUUCUACCCCUCUACCGGCUCUUCUCCCGGAGUCGUUACCCAGCUCACAUUUUUUUCUUCGGCUUUCAGCAUCGAUACACGGAGCCAGAACCGAGUGGACCGAAAGCGGCGCGGCGUGCUGUUGCUCGAGGUUGGGACCACCGAACGCAAGCCAGACGUCACCUCCGUACUACUUGGUUACCGCACGAGCAUACUCUAAAUGCCCGCUCAUUCAAGCCUAGAUGGGCCGUCACCUUCAUCGUCCCUGCUACAGUCACCGUUACCACGGCCCGAGGACCAGAAGGAGAACUCCGCCGGCGAAUACUAUACGACGGCGUCCCACACCUUCAAAGAAUACUACUCCCUUCAUCAUCAAGAGCCACGCCACCAAGAGAACAUGGACCCCUUGCAAGGGAUCUAUCAUGGAGACCGCCCCUUCACACCGUACGACCUCGUCCCCAAUCCCGAGCGGACCUACACCUCGACGCCGACAUCGGGUGCCUCGCAUUCGCGCCCCAUUUUGCGUAGGAAACCUGGAGAGAGGCGCCUGAACGGAAUCGCUCGCAACGGUGAAGGUCAGGUGAGCCCUACCCCUAGCGGCUGUCUCACGGCCUGCAGUGGUGGUGGUGGUGGAGGUGGUGGGGAUUCGUCGGGGUCCGGUGGUACAGCAGGCAAAGAAAGAGCUUCGCUCGGCGGCGGUGGUCAACAGCCUUCGGAUACCGGCGACAAAUCCUCGAGGUCCGGAAAUAACAGAGGGAAGGAAGAAAGCUCCAGGGAUAAGAGCAACGAUGGCAGCAGUGGCAACAAUAGGGCCAAGCCAGGCCUAUCCGCCCCGACGUUCAAAUGCCCCGUCGCUUGCAAGGCUAGAGAAAGCGACAAUGUGCCGAAAGAGUGCAGGGAGACCUUCGACACCGAACAGGACGCCAUUGACCACUGCGAGCAACUGCAUUACUUGUGCCCCAUCUGCAAACAUGCUCCACCGGUACAGCGCGACCGCAAACAUUCCACGCUCAAGACCAGACCGAUAAUAUGGAGGCACUACUAUUUCGCAGACACGAUGGGCCUAAAGUGAGCCCACAGUCCCAAGCAAUAUCAUCAUCGUGUGGAUCUAACCCCCGGUAUCACCUCAAGAUCCCACAUCUGCGACACCCAUCUCAAGUGUCUCCCCUGCCAGUUUGGAUGCGGCGAUAAGUUUUUCCACGAUCGUUG